AAUCCAAUCCAAGCCUGUUGUGUUCAUUGCAGUUUUGUUGCUUUCGCUUUUGGUUGCCGCGUUUCGCUCACAGAUUGUUCGGGCUCGUCGUGUUUUCGUUCUGCGUGAUCUACUGGGGACGUGACAGUAUGCGAGACGUAACAUCUGUCAGCCGACGACCGUACGGCUAAUUAUUCGCUUUCGAGCGCGCAACCGAAUUCAGGUGUUCAGCCUGAGGCCCGCCAGGAAAUGGCCGCCGUGCCGGACAAGGCGAAUCGCAGGGAGCUGUGCGAGAUUAUUUGCACGCAAAAAGAAAAACUCCAGCGUUAUGAGGCCCGGCUUGGAGACCUUGUACGCGCUUACAAAAGCCUUCAGAAAGAAAAAGACGCUCUCGAACUAAGCCUGAAAGCCCUGACAUCGUCAAAAGCCAGUGAGAAAGCUCGCGCAAGGACAUCAAGUGAGUCCCUGUCCGAAAAUAAAAGCAAAAAGACAUCAGAACCUGCUCCAUCAUCAACGGAUGACGGUCAAAAGGAUGCGAGCUCCCCUGGCGAUCCUGGACCGAGUGGUGCCCCCGAGGACCACGUGGCUGCACUCUCUCAGGCACUGUCUUCCCUCUCGGAAGAGAAGGCCCGCAUGGAAGCUGCCUUCCAGGCCGACCGUAAGAGACUCAUCCAGGAGAAGGAGGCCGCACUGCGUCAAGUCGAGGAAGUUCAGAGAAAUGCCGAGGAGCAGGCCACUUCGCUGGAGGCCAAGACGGCCGAGCUGCGAACGAAGUUGCGCGAGGAGCGGAUGGCUCGAGAGCAAGAGCAAAGUGACCACGCGGCCAUGCUGAGGGAACUCCAGCGCCUGCUGUCUGAGGAACGGACUCUUCGCGAGAACUUGGAGGACAAGCUGGAGGAAGCCAUGAGGAAAGCAGCUCAGGCAGACUUGGCGAAAGAGUACGAGGCCAAAGUGGAGAAGCUGACGCAGGAGCUGGACGAGGUGCGCAAGCGGCUGCUCGCAUCGGAGGAGAAGCUCCGACAGCCUUCCCCCCUGCUGCUCAAGCUACAGCAGGAGUUGGUCGAGGUCAAGGCACAGCACCAGGCUGCACUGGAACAGGAAAAAAAGCAGGCGGGGCGUGCCCAGGCACGUCUGCAUCAACAGACGACGGGAAGCGAGGCGCGGGUGGCCAGCCUGGAAAGUCGUCUGCAGGAGCUGUCCCAGGCAGUGGGCACGUACGACCGGCUACGCAUGCAAGACCGUGCGGCCAUCCAGCGGCUGCGAGAGCGUCUGUCGCAGCUCGCCCAAGAAAACGCAGCUUUAGCGAAUGCUGCAGGCAUCGGUGCCAAGGCUGCGGAGCUGCCUUCCCAGGACAGCAAUCUGGAUGUGAAGACCCUGCUGGACCGAUUUGGCAAGAUGCGCCUGCUGCUGAAGGAGUCGAAUCAGCGUGCCGAGAGGCCCAUUGACCUGAUUGCUUACUUCCGAGAGCUGGCAGAAGAGGAGGUCCUUGGCUUGCAUGCCAAGUGCCGAGAGGAGCUUCGCCAGCUGAAGGACGAGUUUGAACAGUACAAGGCUCACGCCCACUCUGUGCUCCAGGGUACUGGCAGCCAAGGCAGCUACGCAAAGGGUCAGGAGUCUUCGGCAGAGUUGGAUCGACUCAGGCAGCAAGUGAAACACCUCCAAGGGCAGCUGAGGACGCAGCGGGCCCAGUUCGAGGCGCAAGAGCAGAGCAACCGGGAGACCACCGCAAAGCUCCAGCGUGCCCUGUCGGAUGCGGACCUGCGGUAUGAGCAGGAGCGUCAGCGGCUGGAGCAGCGUUGGAGCAGCAAGCUGUCGGAGCUGGAGUCCCUGAUGCAGGCGCAGAGAGACCGCUCGCUAGCUCUCGUGGAGGAGAAGGAUCGUGAGCUGCAGGCACUGCGCGCCACACUCGCCAGCUUGGAGUCGGAGAACCAGCGCUACGACUGGCAGGCACAGCGCGAGGUCGUCAGCAGCAGCGGCUUGGCAGUGGACAUCUCCGGUAGCCGGGAGGGAAGCUCUGAUGCUCAGGGUGACGGCUUGGAUCCCCUUCUCUCCGAGCUGCUCUCCAAGAAUGUGGGCUUCGCUUCCAAAGACGGCAAAAGCAAGACCGAGUGUCAGCUGCUGCACUACGCCCAAGAACUGGCUCGCAAGGACGCCGAGCUCUUGCGAACCCUGAGAGAGAAGAGGGACGUGGAGUCUGCUCUUCGUGACCUCCAGAGGUCGUUGCUCCUCAAAGAGCAGAAGGAUGCCCAGGAGAGGGAAGCGCUGAGGCUACGUCUGUCCCAGUUGGAACACAUGCCGGGACCCAGCGACAGUGGUAAGGUGAACCUGCAGUAUCUCAAGAACGUGGUGCUGCAGUAUUUGCUCUGCAACGAAGCCCCAGCGCGGAAGCACAUGCUCAACGCAAUCGCCGUGGGUCUUCGGUUCACUCCGCGCGAGGCGCAGCUGGCUCGACAAGCGGCGCAGGCCUGGUGGUGAAACGUUUUCCGCACCUUCCUUCGACGAAAAACACGUUGAGCAGGCGUACGAAUCAGGCCUUGGCUUUUAGGGCACAUCUUCGGUUAUGUUCGUGUCGAUGUUGUCAUAUUGUAUCGCUUGCAUCUUACUAGGGACAGAAUAAUUCCCAAGGCUGGCAACUGCGUCUUAGCAGGCAGUGUGACGAGUCGGGCAACUCGCAUAUUGUGCUGGCUUGUUGCUGUUAUUUCACAGGCUUUGUAUACUGUUGCCGUCAGACCUAACUCAAAUAUGCAAAUGUGGCUCACAUAACAGCCAGCUAUGAGAAGCAUCAGUCGCUAAAUCCAAAGUCAUUGCCGCAAAUCGGCGUGCAUCGGCUGCUACGUUGAUAGAUUGCCAGCAGCCAGUGCUCUGCAGUGCUGGCUGUUAUGCGAGCCACAUCCUUAGAUCUUAGAAUUAGGCCCGAUGACAGCAGUAUGUAAGCGUUAUUGUGAGGUCAUACCAAAGUAUGAACUUGAUUGCACUGAGUGCAGCCUAUCUAGAUAGUGCUUGAAAAGUGAUUCUAAUGUGUUGGACAGUAGUUCCUAAUGUAACGCACACAGCUGUGUUCUCUGCACACCUUUUAUGUGUGUGUGUUUGCUGUUGUAUAGAUGUACGAAUGGAUAAGAACUUGAUUGUGGAGGUUUUUUUUUGAGGAUUAUGACUCAGAGUAAGCAGUAAUCUUAGUUGUUUUAUAUAUCACUUGUGUUGCUAUCAUCGCACGCUUUGAACACAAUAGUGUUGGAUGUGCAACAUAAACACAGGGAUCAAGGUGUAAGGCAUUUCGUUUUUAUUUUGCGCAAUCGUAUAAAACUUCCAGCUACUGUUUUGCUGGCUCGGUGAAUGGGAAUAUAUACUCUGCACGGAGGGAUUGAACCAAGUGUGAGCCUUCUCGAAAUAUUAAAGAUUACUAUUCUUU
Molecule: messenger RNA, 3388 nt
Organism: Rhipicephalus sanguineus (brown dog tick)
Lineage: Eukaryota; Metazoa; Arthropoda; Arachnida; Ixodida; Ixodidae
Gene: GCC88
Product: GRIP and coiled-coil domain-containing protein 1
Exons: 15
Coding region: 229-2454 (741 amino acids)
Cellular component (GO): Golgi apparatus
Source: RefSeq, a predicted model, not a curated record